AGACGCCUCCCAACUACUGCUGAGGUCACAACGUAGAUAACCUAAGUAUCACCAUGUGGUCGAGGCUCAACCUGCGCACCGGGAUCCUGCUGACUGCCCUGUUCCUCAUGGCGAUUUACUCUCCUGCUGCUGCCACGCCCACUCCAGGCCAAGACUGCUGCCCCUACCAUCAUUGGUGUUGUGUACAGACGACAACACUCGAUCCCUGCGCUCUGAUUUUCCCCGACUGUCAGAGAAAUCCCUAUGAUAAAUGCUGUCGGCGACAUGGAUUAAAUGUGGCAUCACUGCAGUCAGCCUCCGUGCGUUUUGAUGCAGAAAUCGUCAGGGAAGAGAGUCCUUGCUUCUUCAAUAAUACUAGACUGAAAAGCCAGACACCAGUCCGUUGCGAUGGCCGGAGCAGCGACGGCGCCCCGGUGGCUCCGCAGGGCCUCCCCCGUCGAGGAGUACUUCGAAGAGGGACACAAAAAGAAGCUCAACAUCGUCAACUACACCAUCACGCUCAGUUCGACGUCCGCGCGUCUGUCGGGGAUCAUGGAGGAGGCCCUCGCACUACUCUACAGGUGACUGUCCUGGCACAACUUUGCAGGAAAGUGCCGGUGCUUCGGGUCUGCUUCGGCUGGCGCGACGACCAGCUCUGGCUCCGAGAGAUGGAUGAAUGCAAAGUGGAUUUUAAGGUGCUGAAGGACGACGCGUUGGACAAGCACCGGGCAGGGAUUAUGCAGCGCUUCGACACGGAGCGCGGCCCGCUGUGGCGAGUGGCGCUCGUGCCGGAGCACGAGGAGGCCGAGCGAGACCCCCAUGAGCAUAGCCCAGGCGAGGCAAAUCCCACUCACUCAGCCACGUGGGCGCGGCCGCUGAACGAAUUGCCGCGGCCGUUCGCCUACAAUUACUCCGUCCUGUUCUGCAUCCACCAUGGCAUCGCCGACGGCAUGACGAUCACGAGAAUCUGCGGUUUCCUCCGGGCGAUUCUAGACGACCUCUUGUCGGGUCGCCCCGUCGACGCAACGGAGCAGCUGGGCGAGCACGUUGCUUACGACACUGCCAUGGCGCUAUACGCGGCGGAGGAGCAAAAACUGAAGGACGACCCUUCUCUCCUGGCGAAGGCAAUGAAGGAGUUUGCGGAGGGCGAGAGGACGCGUCCGCUCCUCCUGGACGUCCUGCCACGACCCCAGGGCGGCGAGGCCACCACCGGCAGCAUCCCUCUGCGCCUCAGCGAGGACGAAACGAAGGGCCUCGUCAGCUGCUGCAAAAAGAUGAAAGUGUCUCUAAACAGCUACUUCACCACCGCCAUCAACGUCGCCCUCAUUGACUUCCUGGAGGACAUGGGCGUGAGGAAGGACGCCUACGAGUUCCGCGCGGGACACGACAUCAACCUGCGCCGCUACUACGGCGGAGACACGUCCCGCACCCUCGGCGUCCACCUGCCCACCUUCGGCUUUCGCUUCGUGUACAGAACGGCGGGCGACCUUUACCGCGAGUUCUGGGCGUCGACGAGGGCGUUCCACAAGAGGUUCCACGACGCGCUGCUCAAUGGGGAGCCACUGCGGGCGGUGGUGCUCCGGCAAAGGGACGCUUCCCAGUUCGACGACAUCAAGGGCUUCUACAGCGACCAGGGCGAACCGAACUAUUACUACACGAUCUCUAACCUCGCCGACGUGACGGAGGCGCUGUCGAAGAAGGGCGACAACGUGCAGAUCACGCAGAUGGACCGCUACGUGGCACUGAGGAACAAGAAGUGCUUCAUGUGUUUCAGCAUCCACACGUUCAGGGACCAAGUGACUGUCAACAUGCUCUACUCGACACACUACUUCAGCGAAGAAUAUGCGAUCCGGUUGGCUGACCUUGUACAUUCGAAUAUCAUCUCGAGGAUUGCGUUGGGCGAGAAACAGGCGUAGGGCCUUUUCUUGUGAAGAGCGAUGUUCACUUUCCCUUCACACACACACACACACACAUAUAUAUGUGUGUGCGUGUGCGUGUGUGUGUGUAUGUAUGGUUGUAUUUCAUGUACAAUAUCCGAUGUUCAAUAAAUGGAAGUUUUGCAAGUAGGGGACCGUGAAAACGCAUUGUUAUCAUAUAUCCAUUUCAAUAAAAGUACCUUCCUACUAA
This is a messenger RNA of Penaeus indicus, 2106 nucleotides long. RefSeq lists its product as uncharacterized. NCBI's taxonomy places the organism in Eukaryota, Metazoa, Arthropoda, Malacostraca, Decapoda, Penaeidae. The record is from RefSeq and is a predicted model, not a curated record. Bases 54 to 1895 code for a protein of 613 amino acids. The transcript is spliced from 7 exons.